AUGCUAAAGUAUCAUAUGAAAGGGUACAGUGGCUACGGUGUAGCUUACUCACCUUUUUAUGACAAUAAAUUGGCGGUGGCCUCAGGUUCCAACUUUGGACUUGUUGGUAACGGGAGACUUACUAUCCUAGACAUAAUGCCUAAUGGUCAACUUAUGGAAUCAAAUUCGUUUUUAACUCAAGAUGGGCUUUUUGAUUUAGCAUGGAAUGAAUCGCAUGAAAACCAGUGUCUUGUUGCCCAAGGAGAUGGCUCCCUCAGAUUAUUCGAUAUUAAAUUGAAGGAUUAUCCGGUAGCGAUCUUUAAAGAACAUAGUAGGGAAGUGUUUAGUUGUAAUUGGAAUAUGAUACAAAAGCAACUGUUUGUGAGUAGCUCAUGGGAUGGAAAAGUUAAAGUAUGGUCUUUGAUGAGGCCACACAGUAUGCUAACAUUGAGUCCGAAUGAUACAAAUGCUGCAGCCACACUUAAUAAAACAUCCACUGUUGCACCUGUACGUGUGCCGAUGUCGAACCAAAAAGACCAUCAGAAUGCUGAUGGAAACAAAGAAUGCAUAUAUCAGGCUACCUUUUCACCUCAUGACCCGAACAUAGUUCUCUGUUGUUCAGGUAACUCUUUCGUUUCAUUGUUCGAUUUAAGAGUACCAAAUAACGGAUUACCUCAGCAUCAAUUUUUGGGUCAUGGUGGAUUCGAAUCAUUGACAUGCGACUUCAACAAAUAUAGGCCGCAUAUAAUUGCCACUGGUGGUGUAGACAAAAUGAUUAAAGUUUGGGAUUUGCGAAUGUGCAGGAAAAUGCUUUCCCAAGGUCAUCAACCAAUCAACAUUAAUGAGAUCCAAGGCCAUGAACUUGCGGUCAGAAAGAUAGCAUGGUCUCCACAUCACAGCAAUAUGCUAUUAUCCACGUCAUACGAUAUGACAUGCAGAAUUUGGACAGAUCUAAGUGACGACGGCCACAGAUUGACUGGUAAAACAAAUAGUAUUGAUCCAGCCCAUGGUUGUAGAUUUAUUUUUAUGGAACAUACAGAAUUUGUUUUCGGCGCAGAUUGGAGUUUAUGGGGUACCCCAGGCUUUGUUGCUUCCACUGGUUGGGAUGGCCAAGUUUGCAUUUGGAAUGGUUUAAGGUAA
Molecule: messenger RNA, 1119 nt
Organism: Kluyveromyces marxianus DMKU3-1042
Lineage: Eukaryota; Fungi; Ascomycota; Saccharomycetes; Saccharomycetales; Saccharomycetaceae
Gene: PEX7
Product: Pex7p
Exons: 1
Coding region: 1-1119 (372 amino acids)
Biological process (GO): protein import into peroxisome matrix
Cellular component (GO): cytosol; peroxisomal matrix
Molecular function (GO): protein binding
Source: RefSeq, a predicted model, not a curated record